AUGAGCAACAAGUUUGUCAACACGGCUUCCAGAGUUGUGUGGUUUUUGCGGCUGGGCGCAUUUUUAACACUGGCAGAUGCCAUCUACCUUCCAUUGGCAGAGAACUUUGGCAACAAGCUUGGCCUGAGCCCAGGCGUCUUUCUGACGCUGGACAACAGCAUGGUGCUGGCAACUUUGGACACCUUGGAUCAGGGAAAACUACUAGAGGAGUUAGAGCACAUGGGCCGGACGCAGGGGAAACGCAUUGCUUUCCCGGGCAGGGUGAACUACGACUCGCAGCAUUGCAUUGUGAGUUUCCCUGGCAAGUACUCGGAAGAGUGGGAUGCUGCGGUGCGGAUGGUGGAAGUGCGCUCCAGCGCGUGUAGCCUGGCUUGCGUUUUUCUAACAGAUCCUGAUUCUGGCCUAGGCGUGCACGAGGACAACCCGGAGGAACCGGGCAACUGCUGGUGCAAAGCGCUCUACGGCCAGGUUCCAGCGGCAACGUACAUCACUAUAGUGGAAGAUCCAAUGGCUUUGAGUGCCGAGGACCUUCGUUUCAAAGAGAGCGAUGCUGCCGCCAUGGGCCAAAUCUUCCUCAAGAGAGAGGGUCAGAGUGACGAGCAGUGGGCCGAGGCCAAGGAGGCGGCACAGACGGCCGCAAGGGCAAAGUGUGAAGAGAACCGUGGCCGUGCUCCUUGGGGCUGCCGCUGGUUCCACGAUUGGAAACGCAACGUUGAUGAAGCGGUGGCCCGUGGCCAAACUCUGCACGUGUUUUAUUUUGAAGGCAGGGUCGGAUGUGGGAAAUUGCCCUGGCAGGAACUCUCAAACGAGACUUCUGUCAAGAAGGCCCGUGAAAACGGUGGCCUUGGAGCAUCCCAAACUGCAGAGGUAGCAUACUUGGAAAGGUGUGGCUGUGCCUUCCAAGAGCAUGAUGUAAAAGUUUUCUACCGUUUUAUGGAAGAGCACAAGACCAACAUUUAA
This is a messenger RNA of Symbiodinium sp. CCMP2592, 960 nucleotides long. Lineage: Eukaryota; Dinophyceae; Suessiales; Symbiodiniaceae. The record is from the annotation of a GenBank genome assembly.